AUGCCCCCAAACGCCCCAUCAGAACGAACACCAGAGACGUUCAAGAUCCUCUUGAAGAAGCUUGUCCAGUCCCCCGACCAAUUCACCCCCGAGGAUUGCGCCGAGUGCUUCCAGCAUCUUUGUGCUGGUGCUUUCCUGACAGCCUUGACGCUCUCGGGUCUCGACUCUUCUCCCGAAAUCGUUGCUGCCUGCGCUUCCAUUCUCCGCGAACAUGCCGUCUCGGUAGACAACCUCUAUUCUGACUCUCACGGGCAAGAGCCGGCGCCUGGUAUGUGGGACUACAGAGACUCUGAUAAGGAGGGCGACCGGUACAAGGGGACGGUCGAUAUCGUUGGUACGGGAGGUGACGGAUGGGAUACCUAUAAUGUGUCUACAACGGCUGCCGUGGUCGUGGCCGGUGCCGGUGUCCGUGUCGCCAAGCAUGGAUCCAAAGCUGCCACCUCCUCAUCCGGCUCUGCCGACCUGCUCAUAUCCCUCGACUGCCGCCUCGCCUUCCCAGUUUCAAAAGUCGACACUUUCCUCGACCACUCUCCCUUCCUCUUCCUCUUUGCCCCGCAUUACCACCCAGCCCUCGCGCAUAUUGCUCCCAUCAGGCGCAGUCUCAACUUCCGUACCAUCUUCAACGUCCUCGGCCCUUUGAUCAACCCGAGCAAGCCGGACAGGAUGGUGUUGGGUGUGGCCAAGCAAGAAUUGGGAGAUACGUUUGCAGAGGUAUUGAGGCUGCUGAAUGUGCAGAGAGCUUUGGUGGUUUGUGGAAAGGAGGGAUUGGAUGAGAUCAGUCCUGCAGGGGAAACUUGGACUUGGUGGUUGGAGAAUGGCAAGAUCACCAAGGGCUCAAUUCACCCUACCGAGGACUUUGGUCUCCCUACCCACCCCCUGUCAUCUGUCCGUGGCGCUACCCCAGACCUAAACGCUCUCACCUUUAGAUCCAUCCUCGCCUCCUCCCCCGCACCUGCCCACCUCGCCUCUCCCGCCGGGCCCGAAUCGCCGUCCUACCAAGCCAUCUACGACUACAUUCUCCUCAACGCUGCUGCUCUACUGCAUGUCUCUGGCAAGGCCGCUUCGUACAAAGAGGGUGUACAGCUGGCGCGGGAGAGUAUCGAGAGUGGAGGUGCGAUCGCGGCGUUUGAUGGGUUCAAGGAAGCCAGUCAGAAGGCGAUGGGAGAGCAUGUGGACGUCAAGACUGUGGAGGAUGAUGGAGGUGUGGCUGCGAAGAAUGGAGCAGUGAAGGCUUGGUUGAGCGUCAACAGGUCGAGGCCCGAGACGCCUGCAGCUGAACAAUAG
Cryptococcus wingfieldii CBS 7118 is the source of this 1284-nucleotide messenger RNA. RefSeq names its product anthranilate phosphoribosyltransferase. NCBI's taxonomy places the organism in Eukaryota, Fungi, Basidiomycota, Tremellomycetes, Tremellales, Cryptococcaceae. Bases 1 to 1284 code for a protein of 427 amino acids. Gene Ontology annotation, molecular function: anthranilate phosphoribosyltransferase activity. Gene Ontology annotation, biological process: L-tryptophan biosynthetic process. The transcript has 4 exons. Gene Ontology annotation, cellular component: cytosol. The record is from RefSeq and is a predicted model, not a curated record.